Oxyura jamaicensis (ruddy duck) is the source of this 3069-nucleotide messenger RNA. RefSeq names its product centromere protein C (gene CENPC). Gene Ontology annotation, cellular component: kinetochore. Gene Ontology annotation, molecular function: centromeric DNA binding. The record is from RefSeq and is a predicted model, not a curated record. Lineage: Eukaryota; Metazoa; Chordata; Aves; Anseriformes; Anatidae. The transcript is spliced from 19 exons. Gene Ontology annotation, biological process: kinetochore assembly; attachment of mitotic spindle microtubules to kinetochore; spindle attachment to meiosis I kinetochore. The coding region runs from base 42 to 2876 and encodes 944 amino acids.
GCGGGGGGGCGGCGCCAUCUUCGUUGUGGCGGCGCCGCGGGAUGGCGGAGGGAUGGGAUCAUUUCAAAAAAGACUACAGAGCAAGAUUCUGCCAUGGAGGAGGAAAGAAGAUUGAUAUACAGCCAGGUCAAAACGUAUUGAAAUUCAUUCAGGAUUGUUUUGAAAGCUGUGAUAGUGAACUUACAAUAAGCUCUCCAUGCACAGCCUGUUGCUCAACUCCUGUUGGCAGAAACCAAACGAGGACUUCAAUACGGAGCCAAAGGCAGUCAAAUGCAGGGUUAACGAGCUCGGUGAAGAGAAGCUGUAUUUCUUCAUCUGUACCCGCAUCGCCACCAGCUACUGUCAGUAGCCAAGGAGGGCCGCACAAAUCCUACCUGACGCCUACAAUACACGGUUAUGCAGCUGAUUCUAAGAAAACAGAGAGCCCUUUGUCUAAAGGAGAGGCUUGUGACACAUUAAAAGAUGCCGAAGCACUAUGCAAAAGCCCUGCUGAGUUCGUGGAUCCUGAGGAUGGUAAUGGGGCUUUGGGAUCACCUCUCCUUGUGGAAGAAGCAAAAAGUUCUCCUGUACAUAUAUUACAUUUUGAUGACCAGAAUGCUCCUGCUGUGGUGAAGAGCCAUGCAGAAGUUGUCUGUCUGGAAGGACCUCAGACUGGGAGAGAUGAGCAGGCUCUCACAAAAAGAGCAGAAUGUACCGCUGUGUCAUCUGUACGGAAGCGGAAGUCAUCCUUCUCUUCAGCUUUCUUAGCAGCUGUAACAACAGGGACAAUUGGAAAAAGGUAUACAGCCUCAAUAUCACCACCAUCACCUCCUGUUGUAAAAGAUCAAGACGUAGAAAUAGAGAGUGAAUGCGAGUUUUUAAUCGAUGAAUCAGAUGGUCUGUCUUCUAAUUCUUGGUUUUCAAUACCCCAGAAGAACAAAAAGUCCAAAAAAGAUGGCUCUGCAACCCCUGUUACGAAAUCUCAGUCCUCUGAAAAGGAAAAGACAGAAGGUAAGAAAGGCAAGACUGGGAAGGUACAGGCUGAAGCACUUACUGAACAGAAAAGACACAAUUUGGAUGUCAGAGUACAACAUGACUUCAAAGGAGCGUCACAGUCAGAUCCAGUCUCCUCUAGAGGUGAAGGAAAUGGACUAAAAUCUCAAAAGCAAAGCAGUACGCCUGUGGGAAAAUCUAAAAAGGAUGCACUUCAUCAAGACUCUCCAAGACACAGAAAAAUGUCCUGCAAACCAGAAGCUGAGCAACUGAUAUUGUUACUGUCUGAAUCGGACACAGAAGCAUAUGAUGAAGAACAUGAAAAAAGGGUGAUGCCAGGUGAGGAUUCACCAAUGCCCUCAGCUGAGCGUCACGAAGAGCAGAUGCCAUCUCCAAAAGAGAAUGUCAAGUCUUCCAAGUAUCCACAGUCUGCUUCAAAAGCUCUUGUGCAUUCAAUUCACAAGAAACACACUGCUAAGCAGAAACUUCAAGAAUCAAAAGAUAAGCUGUCUAAGAAACGGGCAGAAAGUCAAAGGAAAAAGCUUAAAAAAUCUGUAAAGAAAAGUAGUAAUAAAAAGCCUCAGUUACAAAGAGGGGAGAACUCUGAUAGUGAAGCUGGUGAAGAAGGGCUUGAAAGAGAGCCUGUCGAAUUGAAUGAAAUGUUUACCUCACCUCUGCGUCAGAAAUUAGAGAAUUCUGUACUUCAGAAACUUGCUUCAUCUGAAAAACCUAAGAACGUAUUGCAUGCAUUGGAAUCGCUCCGUGAUGUUUAUAACAAAACUCCUGUAAAAGCUGCGGAGCUAUUGCAGCAUCUCACAGACAGCAUACAGAAUUCUGAAAAGAAAAGAUCGUUGGCUAAGUCUUCAGGCAAGACACUCAAAAAGAUUAAUCACAGAACCCACAAAGGUGUUUCCUCAAACCCUGAGGACGUUGAGCCUCAAAAUACAAUGGAUUCUGACAGCUCUUCUGCACACAAGGUGGCAAGAAAAAAGCACAAGCAAUCAGAUGUGAAAAUAAAAAGUAACAAAAGAAAACAUAACGUGCAACGUAGACUACAAGAUUCCUCUUCAGCUGUGAAAGUUAUGAGUUGUGAAAGUGGGCCUGUUCUAGAACAUUGUGAUGAAUUCACUUCCAGAAGUAAGUGGUGUGAACAGGAUAAUGAAUCUUCAGAUGAUUCUGAAGACUUGCAUCAUCAAAUAAGAAAUUUGUCAGACAAGAUAAGCAGACAUAAAAUAGUAAUGCCUUCCAACACACCUAAUGUUCGUCGGACAAAAAGGAUACGACUAAAACCUCUGGAAUAUUGGCGAGGCGAGCGUGUAAACUAUACGAUGAAACCUUCAGGAGGGCUUACAAUUAGUGGAAUAGUGUGUCCAGAAACAGAACCUCACAGGAAGAAGAAACAGAAGAAGAUUCGUCAUAAGGAGAAAAGAAAUUAUACAAAAAAUGAGGUAGCUAAAAAAUUGAAUUGCACUCUGGCUGAUACUUCUAAGCCAACCGUUGUAGUGGACCCAGUAACAAAUCAGGAAGUUCUUCAAGAUUGUAUUAACACUGGAAACAGUCACUUGAGUUUCUUCAAAGAUGAAUCGGUAGAAAUAUAUAAAAAUCUGAAUACAUCUGCUUUUUCCACGGGUAAAUUAAUCUUGAAGCCACUUAAAGAAAAAGGACACCAAUUUGUCUACAUGGAUACAAUAGCUUUCCAUGUUAUCCAUGGCAAAAUUGUUGUUACUUUGCAUAAGACAUCAUAUUACCUGACUUCGGGGGCCUUUUUCUAUAUUCCAGCAGGAAAUCAAUAUAACAUCCGUAAUCUUCUGAACGAAGAAAGUGUUCUUCUUUUCACGCAGUUCAAAAACGACAGACCAAUUGUAACCAGCACAUUGUUGGAGCCUGAGCCCUCUUCCCCGUAAGUUCACCUGCAAGUUGAAUGGGAGCGACUUCUGAAGAACACUGUUAACCACCAUCCAACUGGAAAUAUACCCCCCUAUUGGAAGUACAUAGUUUCAUUGAUCUUAAGAGAUCUUCCUCCAGUGUAAAUUGUAAAUAGAUGGCUACAAAUUAUUUUUCUGUUUUGUAUCAAUAAAUGUUAAAUAAUACAAAUCA